Toxorhynchites rutilus septentrionalis is the source of this 1821-nucleotide messenger RNA. RefSeq names its product jerky protein homolog-like. The record is from RefSeq and is a predicted model, not a curated record. NCBI's taxonomy places the organism in Eukaryota, Metazoa, Arthropoda, Insecta, Diptera, Culicidae. Gene Ontology annotation, cellular component: nucleus. Bases 1 to 1821 code for a protein of 606 amino acids. Gene Ontology annotation, molecular function: DNA binding. The transcript is spliced from 2 exons.
AUGGACUCAACUUUCGUAGACAUUGGUGAAGAAUACAUGCAAGCAGAAUAUUUAGAUGAACAUUUAGAAGAUGUACUAUCGGCCAACAUUCAUUCGAGCUGUUCUAUUGCUUUAGAACAAAUCACUGCCAGUGAAGCUAACAGCAAGCCCGAUAAACAUAACCGUCCAGUGAAAUACAAGAGACGAAAGUAUAAUGUCCUCACCAUCAAAGAUAAGAACAUAGUCUUGGACCUGCUAAAUUGUGGUAAGACUGUUCUACAAGUGGCUGACGAAACGGGCCUUCCACGGUCGACGGUUUACGGAAUCAAGAAGCAAGAAAUAGCAUUGCGGCAUUGCAAGACGAUGGCCAAUAAAACCAUCCAGUUUCGCAAACGGAUAAGACUUCCGACGCAUGUAUUGCUGAAUGAAGCUGUUUUAUUGUGGUUCUACGGAAAACGUCAGAAACACAUACCGAUAUCAGAUGCACUCUUAUGUGAAAAAUGCAAGCUUCUCCACGAAACAUCGUGCACGACGCCCGAUUGUCGAUUUAGAGCAAGUUAUGGUUGGUUACGUAGCUUCAAAGCUAGAAACGGGAUCAGAACGUUAACUGUCUCUGGAGAGAAACUUGACGCGGAUAUUGCUGCGGUUGAACCGUUUAAGAAUAAAUUGACGGAGAUUAUAACUUCAAACAACUAUAGUGCUGAUGAUAUUUAUAACGCUGAUGAGACGGCAUUAGUUGUAAAGGCCUUGCCUUCAAAGUCAUUGGUUAGUUUUAGCGAAAAAACUGCACCCGGACGCAAGUCUUUGAAGGAGCGACUGACAAUUACACCUUGCAGCAAUGCAAGUGGUAGCCACAAAUUACCAUUACAAGUGCUUGGCCGCGCAGCAAAUCCUAGAUGCUUUAAAACGCAAGGCGUGUGUGAUGGGAUACACUAUUUUUCAAAUAAGAAAGCGUGGCAAACUAGUGCGACGUUUACUGAUUGGUUCUACUCCGUCUUCGUUCCUGAAAUCAAACGGAAGGCAGCUGCACAGAAUAGACCGGCUAAAGCGCUUCUAAUUUUAGAUAAUUGCACCGCACAUUGCAGUAAAGAUAAGUUUCAAGUGGAUGACGCAGAAAUUCAGGUGAUCUUCCUUCCUCCAAAUGUGACAAGCAUUCUGCAGCCUAUGGAUCAAGGCAUCAUCAAUGCUUUUAAGGUUAUCUACAAAUCGAAUUUUCUGCGCCGUGUUCUGUUGGAAACUGACAGCGAUUGUCCAGUCGCAGAAGUUAUCAAAUCAUUUAGCUUUUAUGACGCUAUUCAACUAGCGACUGAUGCGUGGGCCACUAUAACUCCAGAAACGAUUGCUAACUGUUGGCGCAAUCUCUUAAGUGUCAGUCAAGAUCAAAACUAUAACUCGUUCAACGAUUUCACAAUUUCAUCACCAACAAGUGACCCCCGCGUGUUGCUUUCUAAAGUAGUGCAACUCGUUGAUCCAAACUACGUACUGACCGAAGAAGAAGUUCAAGAAUGGCUAAGCAACUCAGACAACAUAGAUGUAGCGCAAAUAUAUACCGACGAGCAAUUGACCCAGUAUAUUGCCUCUGGUGGUGACUUUUUCGAGGCCGACCAUGAAGAGCAAGAUUGCGAUGCUAACGAAAGUGCUGAGGGUGAUCUUAGUACUUCGGGUUAUAUGUACUCUUGGAGCAGUCAAUCCGAAAAACGCAAUGAUUAUAAGAAGGCUAUCAGCAUCAUGGAUGUACUUAAAAAUGUUCUUAUUGCUGUUGGUGAUGACCAUAAAUUAGUGGAAGUCGAAAAAUGGAAAAACGAAUAUGAAAAUGAAAUUAUUCGCCUUCUUGGCGAAUAA